This is a messenger RNA of Symbiodinium natans, 2154 nucleotides long. Lineage: Eukaryota; Dinophyceae; Suessiales; Symbiodiniaceae. The record is from the annotation of a GenBank genome assembly.
AUGGCAGGACCACACGAGGCGCACCUGUCACACAGCCAGAUUCCUCGGCUCAUACAGUGUUUCCUGCACGGUUCGAGGAAUUCACCUCUGCGAUUGAUCGUUGUGUUACACCGCUGUUGGCAACUUUUCAAUGUGGUGGCCAGGUAUGUUUAUUCCAUCAUCCACAGUCUGCAAUGUGGAAGUUACCCCUGGUCCAACACUUUUUACUCGAGAUUUCGGCGCUAUGUGUCUUUGUGGACUUCGCACAGUGGCAAGGCGAUGACCAGGGCUUUGGCCUUUUCGCUUCUUCAUUCCAAGGUUUAUCUAAGUUGGGCGUCCGAUGUAACUUCAGGGGAAAGGAGUGAUGACGUCAUUCAGACAGGACUGCAAUCUUCCAGCAUCCCGGUGUCAUUUGCUUCUGCCACCAUCGAAGUGUUAUCUUCGUUGCAGCCCGCGUCUGGACCCAAGGAUCUCACAGUUACCGAAGCGAAGCAAUUGUUGCCUUCCAAGCCUUUUGGAAACCCUCCGUUUGCUUUUCAGGAUGGGGGGGGCAUUGGGUCUUGCCCUGAUUGGAGUUGUCCCCCUCCAGGUACACCCAAUGUGCUUUUGGAUCUUCGCCAAUCCUGGAUGUCGUUCUUGCUUCGGAUCAAGUUGCCAUUACGACUGCGAGACUUUGUGCGUUCAGGGGGUGAAGCUUCAUUGUUCACCUAUGAGGAAAUUGCCGAACUUCGAGGCAGAUUCCAGCUCUGGGCCCGUAGGAACGGGGGCAUCGCCGAGGUGAACUGGCAGGUGGACGAUGGGCAACCAUAUUGCUUACGUGCAUUGCAAACAUUAAGUUCGCUGAUUAUGGACAAGGACACUUCGCUUUUUCCUUGCUUGAUUGAAGGAGUUCCCACUGGAUUUGACAAGAACAUUCCCAAAAGCAACGUUUUUGCGCCACGGGAGUCGGAUUCCACUAUUGAUGCUGAGCUUUUGCUUUGCGGGGGCAAUUGGUCAUCUGCUGAAGCUAACCCAGAAUUGCUUAGACAGCUGGUGGCUAAGGAAGUGGAAGCUGGUUAUUUGGUCCCAGUCUCUUUGGAAGAGGCCCGUCAACGAUGGCCAAAUCGUCUGGCAGUGGGAAAACUGAGCAUUGUCUCCUCUGACAGAUUGGUUGUCGAUAACAGCAUCUGCAAUACCAAUGCUUUGUGUGAUAUCAAUGAGACUUAUACCCUCCCCUUGUUGGGUUCUGUCCGGGCUUGCUUUCCUCUUCGAGGCCUGCCUUGCGAGCUGGCUGCUUGCACCAUUGAUGUCAAAUCAGCGCACAAGACAAUGCGAGUCAAGCAUGCUGACCAAGGUCUCCUCGGUGUGCAGUGUGAUGGUCAGCAUUAUUUUUAUCGCGUCUGCCCGUUCGGGGCGUGCUUUUCAGCACUUUGGUGGGCCCGCCUUGGGUCCUUCUUCGUACGAGUUUUACAUCUUUCGAUUUUCGUUCGGCACUCUCUGAUGCUGUAUGUGGACGGUUUCUUCGUCACCCAGGAUGCUUCUACGUUGUAUGGAUUGGCUGGUGUACGACUGAAACUGCAUCUCCAUGUGCAGAAGUUGCUGGCCGAUCCGAAGAAUGUGCGCAAGCGGGAUUUACAUAAAGUGGCAGGUCUUAUCCAGUGGGUUCUGGGUGCUUUCCCAUUGCUGCGGCCAUGGGUCGGAGUUCUUUACAAAGACAUACAUUGCCCCCCGGCCACAAACCACAGCCUGGACCCGCAUUAUUUCAAGGAAGUGUUCGAUUGCAUCGACGAACGCAUGCGUUUCAUCCGUUCUCCUACGGGCACAGCCAUUCCUGUGGGGGCGAAGCUGCUUGAGGUCAGACAUCUCCCUAUUCGCCAGAAGAAAGAUUUGUUGAAAGUUGUUCUUUCCUGCAAGAGAGUCUGGCUUAGGGUUGCAGACCCGGCACAGGUGAAGCGAAAACUCUCCGCCAAUAGCGUUGCUUUCCUUCAGUUUUGGCUGCAUUGGUGUAAACUUCCGACGCUACUCCGGCCUUUGCAAUUUCCGGCCAGAACUACCAUUGUAGCAGCAGCCGGCAGCAGCGGACGCCAUGGGAUCAGGAACCAAGUUUGCUAUCGGUGGCUUUGUCAAACUUUCGACAGCCACGAUUUGGUUCAGCGAAUGUUUCCAACUGGUGGAUUUUGCUUCUGCAGGGAUUGA